CACGCCCUGACACCGCAAUCAUUCUCAUUUCUCUCCCUUCACAACCCUCUCCUCCCUACUUUUUUCCCCCACACUGAACCCAAAGGAAACGGUGAAAUUCAAUCUGGGUUUCACAAAUUAUGGCUGGAAGAAGAAGAAAAAAGAUGAAGUUGUUGUCUGAAGCAAUCGGAGACAACAGAGGAGUUUCGAAAGUACAGCAAGACGAGAAACUAACACAAUCGCAGCUCCCAACAGAGCUUUUGGAAGGUAUUCUCUCUCAGUUAAGCUUGAGGGACAAUAUCCGGGCUUCUGCUGUUUGCAGAGAAUGGUUAGCUGUUGCUGUAUCUGUUAGAAUGGCUAAUAAGCCUCCAUGGCUUAUGUUCUUCCCGAAAUUCGGUGACCUGUAUGAAUUCUAUGACCCUUCUCAGCGCAAAACGUAUUGGCUUGAGUUGCCGGAGCUAGAUGGCUCUAGGAUUUGCUAUGCCAAGGAUGGUUGGUUGCUGCUAUACAAUCCUAGAACGCUGUCUGUAUUCUUCUGUUGCCCUUACACGAGGGAGUUGAUCAAUUUGCCUAGUCUAGAAUUGAUGUACCAGAUAGUUGCUUUCUCCGCUGCUCCAACAUCUCCUAGCUGCAUCCUUUUCACAGUUAAGCAUGUGAGCCCCACAGUUGUUGCAGUUAGCACGUGUCGUCCAGGGGAAACCGAAUGGACCACUGUGAACUACCAAAACCGUCUACCGUUUGUUAGCAGCAUUUGGAAUAAGCUAGUUUACUGCCAGGGUCUUUUCUACUGCUUGAGUCUCACCGGCUGGCUGGGGGUUUAUGAUCCCGAAAAAAGCACUUGGGCCGUUCAUUCUGUACCACCGCCUAAAUGCCCAGAGAAUUUCUUUGUGAAAAAUUGGUGGAAAGGAAAAUUUAUGGCAGAGCAUAAUGGAGAUAUUUUUGUGAUUUACACUUGCUCUGCAAUAAACCCUGUGAUUUAUAAGUUGGACCAGACAAAUAAAGUAUGGGUGGAGAUGCAAACUUUGGGAGGCAUGGCACUCUUUGCUAACUUUCUGUCUUCCCAUGCUAGGACAAAUCUUCUUGGGACAAUGAGAAACAAUGUCUACUUCUCAAAGGUUCGAUUUUAUGGGAAACGCUGUGUUUCAUAUUCACUCGACAAUGGGAGGUACUAUCCGCGGAAGCAGCGUUACGAUUGGGGGGAACAGGAUCCCUUUGAGAGUGUUUGGAUCGAACCACCUGAAGACCUCACAACAUUUCUUUAAAGGUAGCCAUUAGAGUGACCAAAGUAAGUUCACUUGUUUGCUAUCUAAAUGUUUGAAUAGUUAUCCCUCACGAACCUCGCGUCUAUCUUAAUAUCCUUUAAUUUCAUUCCAUAAUGUAGUAACUAUAUGUAGACUAUAGCUUGACUUUUGGAACAAUGCUGUAAUACAUGAUUGUGACAUCAGAGAAUCACUCAUCGUUUUCUUCA
Messenger RNA from Salvia hispanica, 1447 nucleotides. Its product is annotated as F-box/kelch-repeat protein At1g57790-like. NCBI's taxonomy places the organism in Eukaryota, Viridiplantae, Streptophyta, Magnoliopsida, Lamiales, Lamiaceae. Gene Ontology annotation, molecular function: protein binding. The record is from RefSeq and is a predicted model, not a curated record.